AUGAUUUUUGAAUAAAUAAAUGUCACUCCUUAAUUUCAAUCAUUUUUAAGGGUUUAGAAAAAAGGGUUACUUAAUUUAUUCAAUACAAUAACAGUAAUUUGGAGAUUGAUAAAUUCAAGUCCUACAAUAUUUACAACUCAGAACACACAGUUGUAUAUUUGAAUUAUAAUAAUAGAAUUAUCUGA
Molecule: messenger RNA, 185 nt
Organism: Paramecium pentaurelia
Lineage: Eukaryota; Ciliophora; Oligohymenophorea; Peniculida; Parameciidae
Source: the annotation of a GenBank genome assembly